Anopheles arabiensis is the source of this 3260-nucleotide messenger RNA. Its product is annotated as hemicentin-1-like. Bases 251 to 2074 code for a protein of 607 amino acids. The record is from RefSeq and is a predicted model, not a curated record. The transcript is spliced from 6 exons. Lineage: Eukaryota; Metazoa; Arthropoda; Insecta; Diptera; Culicidae.
ACACGCCCAAUCUGGGAAUGCGUGAAUUUGCGUUAUUUGUUUGUGUGUUUAAACGGCCGCACAAGCGGGGAGUGAAUGAGCGGGAACGAAGGUUCUACCAACGUGUUAUGAAUCAUUGGCAAGAAUUGCAUUUUAACACGUUCUAUCUUAAUCGCACAGCAGAAGCAGUCACCCUCGGAAUGUCGUGCCCGUACGAUGGUUUGGAUUAAUUUGCACUAAUAUACCUCAAAACCUGCACUCCACCAACAAGAUGGUACAACAAUUGUGCAAAACAGUUUUAAUAUUAGUGAAUCUCAGCGUUGCGCUCAGCAUUGCAAAAGCAUCCCUCAUUCACAUCAGUGGUCCAAGAAUAGCGGUCCAGUACAGCAAGAUACAGCUGCGCUGUAUGGCUUCCACCGGGCAGAAGCAUUUUCUUUGGUACUUUUCAUCCAACGGAUCUGCUGCAGCACAAUAUCCAAAGGAGCCACUCAGUUCACAUCCUUUCAGCGCGAUCCGGUUCGAUACGCACGGAGCAAUGCUAACGAUACGAGCGGUGGAUAGGACACACGUCGGUAGCUAUCGUUGCUGUGCCACUGACACACUUUGCGCUACCAUGAGCUUGUUCGUGGUGUCCGCCACGGACGAUCCUUCGGAGCUGCGACCGACCGACAGCUUGGGUGGUGGUGGUGUUGCUGUACUGGACGUCCAAAGCGAUGGAACGUUCGAGCUGGCCAUCUUUCACGCACCGCUGCUCGAGGGAGAAAUUAGCCUCGAACGGGAGGCGGUCGCCGUACGGUUCUGUGAUCACUUUCGCCACCGUGCGGAAGAAUGUAACGAGCAGCGCACGAACGGUGUCGUGGCGUACAGUGUGCGCAAUGCAACGAUGGAGGCGAGUGCACAGUUUCAGGUUAAGAUAACGACCAACAAGCGGCUGGAAGUGAUGCAUCUGCACAUUUUAAUAAGAGGUAAACCUAUCGUACGGAUGGACACUUAUUCUGUGUUAAGAAAUUUAAGCCACAUCAACUUAAGCUGUCAAGGAUAUGCUUAUCCGACGCCGAGCGUUACCUUCACUUACACACCAUGCCUGCCGACGGCAAUGGACCGCUUAAGCGACAUUCAAAGGGAUGCCUGCGAGAAAAGCAUAACCGUACCGCAACACAUGGAACGCCUCUCACCCUUCAACUACACCACCAUCUUUGAGGUGAUCAUCCCUUCCUGGCCGGUACAAAAGCCCGGCAUCGUGUCCUGCCGGGCAUCGAACGGUGAAGGAUCUUCCUCGAUCGAAACGUUACUGUUUGUGCGCAAUUUCCACGAGCCAAUGCAGUUCCGUAUCGAAUCGCCAACCGAUGUGGUGCUGUACGAUGACACCGUGAACAUAACGUGCCAGACGGACGUUUACAACUUCACCAACCAGCUCACUAUCCAUCACGGUGGAAGUAGCAUUCAUCUCGCCGGGGAACAGCUCGGCUACGCGUGGACGAUAACGUACCUGGCGCACAUCACAAACGACUCACAGAACGAGGUAGUUUGUGAAGGUCACCACAAGAAUGGGACCCGGGUCCGCAGCACGCUCAAUCUAUCGAUCCAGUAUCCCUCGAAACCGCACGUUGUGAGUGUGAACGAUUCGGUGAACGUAACGAUCGCGCACGGCGAUGCGGUACGGCUCGAGUGUGACAUCGACGGUACGCCUUCGCCCGACAUUGUGUGGUUUAAGAACGAUGCGCACCUGCGGCAUGCGCAGGGACAUUUCGUGCGCGUGGCGCUCGAUGAGGACGAAACUCGAGCCACCUACCGAUGUGUCGGUAGAAGCCGUUUGGGCAGGGCCACCAAAACGUGGUACAUUGUGGUUGAAGAAUCGAUGCGUUGGUUGCUGAUCGGUGGUCUGGGAGCGGGUGCUCUGAUUGCUUUGCUAGUGAUCGGCACGGUAGCGUGGAGUGUGGGAGCCUAUCAACAGCUGCUGCACCGGCAGAUGGAUCUGGAAACGCAACUAAGGAUGAGUAAAGAGAACGUAGCGGACGAGCUCAUGACUGUACCGUUAAGUCAACGGAACUACAACACGCCCGGCAUGGGCUCAAGCUUGGUGCAUGAAGCCUGAAAGCAUCCCAUACGAUAGGACUUACUAUCAUGCUAUGAGGCAAUAGAAUAGCAUGGUAUACGUUAAACAGCUUUAAAAAAUGAUUAGGCUUUCGUUGGUCUUAAGUUUAAGUACAACUAUUAAGCCACAGAAAAGCCAAUCAUAAUAAAGACAGUAUGAAAUGUGAUUACAAUCCAGCUAAGAGAGAAGUUUGUUUAUUAGUUUACUGCAAACCGCUAAAGUUGUGAAUAAGGGUAAAUGGAUACGCUAGAGAAGAAGAUAGACAAACCAUUAAAGAAUAGGAACCAAACAGAGCCAAAGUAAACAAAUUAAAAUCAUAAAUAUACAAAUGUUUCAAACAUUUUAGAGAAGAAAAAAGGCAAAACAAUACAAUAAUAAUUAUAAAUAGUAGAGAUUUUCAAGGAUAUAGUUUGCAUUUUCUUUGCCUAACGACCUUCACAGUUAUGACGGCUUAUACAAGCAAAUUGCACUUUUUUGCCGUUUGGAUAGAAAUUGAACUACGUUUACCCUUUUCACUGGACAAUGUUAGGCUUUACUGAAAUUAUAAUAAAAAAAAACUAUCAAAUAUUAUCUUUGGAAAAACAUAGAGAUAAUAAAAACUGGAUGAUUUUAAUCAAAACAUAAUAUAAAUGUUUAAAAAUCAUGAAUUCAAAUAUAUAAUUGAACUCAUUAUCCGUGUUAUUCGCAUAUCCAGGCGAGGUCGAGUCCCGAAGAGCCCGGAUAAAUGGCGCUCCACUGUAGAUAAAAAUAACUGUAACAAUAUUACAGAGAUAUAUUGAAACAUGAAAAGGAAUAAAAUCGUGUCAGGUCGUACGAAUAAACAAUCUAUCUCCAUCAUGAAAUCAAAUCCCAACUUCACCUAGCUCUUUAUACGCAGCUUUUUCUUCCACAACCAAUGCAGUUAAAGAAAAUGCUCCAUUUAUGGUUCACAAGUAUUUUCAUUUUACCAAAAUUAUGGAUUCACUGAUCGUCACUGAUAUUUAACAAGUCCCGAAAGGCUCUAUAGGGCGGCAUGUCCACGUAGAACUUUGCGCCAAAUAGAAGAAGCAGAAGAACAAAAACAAGAAGACGUUAGAUAUUAUUAAUUUUAAGAUUUUCUGUUGAGCCUUCUUUUUCCACUUUGUAUUUAAAAACAGAGAGCAAUCAAACAAUAUUUUAAAGAAACAAACGACAUAAUUGAAAACAG